GGAGCCCCGGCCCCUCCCCGGCGUGUGCGGCGGCGGCCCGCGCUCCAAGCGUCCGCGCGCGGCCGGCUCCCGUGCCCGGGGCCGCCUCCGGCGCCCGGCACCUCCCCGCCGCCGCCGCCGCCGCCUGGCUUCUCGGCGCCCGAGGUCGAGCGCGCGUUGGAGAGGCGGUGAAGGGGGGAUCUCCAAGCGCCGCGCCGCGCCCGCCCCGCGCCCGCCCCGCGUCCUCCCCGCUCGGCGGCGGCGGCGGCGAGGAGGCGGAGACGGCUGGCAGGCGGCGGCCGGACCGGGGCGAUGGCGCCCGCGCAGCGCCCGCUGCUGCCGCUGCUGCUGCUGCUGCUGCCGCUGCCGCCGCCGCCGCCCUGCGCGCGCGCCGAGGACGCCGCCCGCGCCAACUCGGACCGCUAUGCCGUCUACUGGAACCGCAGCAACCCCAGGUUCCACGUGGGCGAGGCGGGCGACGGCGGCGGCUACACGGUGGAGGUUAGCAUUAACGACUACCUGGACAUCUACUGCCCGCACUAUGGGGCGCCGCUGCCGCCAGCCGAGCGCAUGGAGCACUACGUCCUGUACAUGGUCAACGGCGAGGGCCACGCCUCGUGUGACCACCGGCAGCGCGGCUUCAAGCGCUGGGAGUGCAACCGGCCCGCGGCGCCCGGGGGGCCGCUCAAGUUCUCCGAGAAGUUUCAGCUCUUCACGCCCUUCUCCCUGGGCUUUGAGUUCCGGCCCGGCCACGAAUAUUACUACAUCUCUGCCACACCCCCCAAUGCGGUGGACCGACCUUGCCUGCGGCUGAAGGUCUACGUGCGGCCAACCAACGAGACCCUGUAUGAGGCGGCGGAGCCCAUGUUCACCAGCAACAGCUCCUGCAGCAGGCUGACCAGCUGCCGCCUCCUCCUUAGCACUGUCCCCAUGCUGUGGACCCUGCUGGGCUCCUAGUGCUGGCCCUGAAGGAUGCCCGCCCCCAGCCGCGGCUCCCGCGCCUCCAAGACCAAAUACGCUCCACCUCUCCGGACUGGUGCUGCCCCGCUGACCAGGACUUGGCUGCAGGGAGAUGCAGUCCCUGGCCCAGCCAUCCUAGGGCCAAUGGACACCCCAGAGCCCCGCGACGGUUUUAUUUUAUUUUUACUGUAUUUUUCUUUCAAGGUUUUUAAUUUAAUUUAUUCCCC
This is a messenger RNA of Ochotona princeps (American pika), 1166 nucleotides long. It is a transcript of the gene EFNA2, whose product is annotated as ephrin A2. Bases 292 to 936 code for a protein of 214 amino acids. The record is from RefSeq and is a predicted model, not a curated record. Gene Ontology annotation, molecular function: ephrin receptor binding. NCBI's taxonomy places the organism in Eukaryota, Metazoa, Chordata, Mammalia, Lagomorpha, Ochotonidae. Gene Ontology annotation, biological process: ephrin receptor signaling pathway; osteoclast differentiation; axon guidance. The transcript is spliced from 4 exons. Gene Ontology annotation, cellular component: plasma membrane.